Molecule: messenger RNA, 8185 nt
Organism: Malurus melanocephalus (red-backed fairy wren)
Lineage: Eukaryota; Metazoa; Chordata; Aves; Passeriformes; Maluridae
Gene: TTC7A
Product: tetratricopeptide repeat domain 7A
Exons: 20
Coding region: 44-2605 (853 amino acids)
Biological process (GO): phosphatidylinositol phosphate biosynthetic process; protein localization to plasma membrane
Cellular component (GO): plasma membrane
Molecular function (GO): protein binding
Source: RefSeq, a predicted model, not a curated record
CUCCCCGCGGGCCGGGGCGGGGCGGGCCCGUCCCGGCGCUAAGAUGGCGGCCAAGGGCUCGCACUCGCACGUGAAGCUGGAGGCGGAGAUCGAGCGGUGCCGGGCGGAGGGGCAGUGGGGGAGGCUCCGCGACCUCGCACAGCAGCUGCUGCCGUCGCGGCCCCCGCGCAAGGCGAAGGCGGCGAGGGGCGUGCAGGACGCGGAGGACUAUGGGAGUAUGCUGCUUGCAGAAGCUCUGCUGGAAGAAUGUUUGAAGGAAAACUUUGCCAAACUGAAAGACUGCGUUCCACUGUCAGAGAAGAGUGAACCCAAACUAAGUGAAGCUAAACAGUAUCUGACCAGUAUCUUAAGCAGAGGGAAACUAAGACCGAAGUAUAUGAAAGAAGCUAUGCUGAUCCUAGGAAAGCUUCAUUAUGUGGAGGGAUGCUACAGAGAUGCCAUCAGCAUGUAUGCAAAAGCAGGAAUUGAUGACCUCUCAACCAAAGAUGAACCGCUGUACGUGCUGCGUUUGAUAACUGAAGCCUUUGUUAUUAAAGGUCUGUCUCUGGAGCGCUCAACCAACUCAAUUGCCUCACGUGCUCGACUGUGUGAAAGGGARGAGGAAGUCAUGGCUUGUUUUGAGAGAGCAUGUGUUGUUGCCCAGGUGUACUUGCAAGAGCUUGAGAAGACCUUAAACAAUACACAUUCAAGGAGUAUUAAGGGCAGCCACAUGACUUACUCUGAGUUUGAACUUUCCUACUUUCUGGAAGCAGCUCUGCAGAGUGCCUAUGUGACUCAGUUAAAGAAAGGAAAUAUUGUGAAAGGAAUGAGGAGUCUGCGAGAAGUACUACGGACUGUGGAAACAAAAGCUACUCAGACCUUCAAAAUGACUGCAGCCAAACAGUUAGCCCAGGUCCUUCUCCAUUCCCUCAGUGAAGACUGUUACUGGAGCCCUUUAUCUGAUCCGCUUCCUGAGUUCAUGGACAAGGAAUAUCAGUCUUAYGUUAGCAAUCUUCUUUGUCGGAGGCCUGAGCUGUACUCAGAAGAGAAUGUGUACUGCCCUCAAGACAACGUAGAAGAGGCUCUUCUCCUCCUCUUAAUCAGUGAAUCCAUGGCGAACCGGGACGCAGUGAUCAGCCGAGCCCCAGACCAGCAGGAUGACCGAGCCGUCAGCCUUCAGGAUGCCUCUGCAGUUUAUGACCUCCUGAGCAUCACACUGGGCAGAAGAGGGCAGUAUGUGAUGCUGUCUGAGUGCUUGGAGAGAGCCAUGAAGUUUGCAUUUGAUGAAUUUCACCUCUGGUACCAGCUUGCCCUGUCCAUGGUAGCUUGUGGAAAGUCGGCAUAUGCUGUGUCAGUGCUCAAAGAAUGCGCUAAACUGCGACCUACAGAUCCCACCGUUCCUCUUCUGGCUGCCAAGGUCUGCAUUGGGUCAUUGCACUGGCUGGAAGAAGGAGAACACUUUGCUAAAAUGGUGAUAGACCUCGGUGAUAAUGCUGGAGAGUCCUUAGCCAAGGGUUACUUGGCAUUGGGCCUGACAUACAGCCUUCAAGCUACUGAUGCUACUCUGAAAGACACUCAGGAUGAAUUAAACAAGAAAGCACUUCAGACUUUGGAGAGAGCACGUGACUUGGCCCCUGAAGAUCACCAAAUCAUCCACUACUUGUCACUGCAGCUGGCUCUUGUCAGACAGAUUUCAGAUGCUAUAGACCAUCUUCAAGAAGCCCUGCAACUGUGCAAAGAUGACAUGAAUUCACUUCAUCUACUGGCCCUCCUCUUUUCAGCUCAGAAGCACUAUCAGCAUGCACUGGAUGUUAUCAACAUGGCUGUUGUCGAAUACCCAGAAAGCUUUAGCUUACUUUUCACCAAAGUAAAACUGGAAUGGAUACAUAAAGGACCUGAAGCAGCUCUGGUGACGUGCAGACAUAUGUUGCAGAUGUGGCAGAUGGUAUACAAUGUUUUACAGCACAGUGGCUCUGAGAAAGGAAGUAGUGUGACAGAAACACCAGUAAUCAAAAAGCAUAAUGGACUKCAUCUCGCUCUCCCAGAUGCUCAUGAUACCGAUUCUGGAUCUCAACGAGCCUCUUCCCUUGCUGCAUCAAGACUGGAACAGGCCAUGUCUGAAAUAACCAUGCAGAGCAGCACAAUGAAGCAGGGACCUGUGAAGCUAUGGACAACUCUUGAACAAAUUUGGCUACAAGCUGCUGAACUCUUCCUGGAACAGCAGCAUCUCAAAGAAGCAAGCUUUUGUACCCAGGAGGCAGCUAGUCUUUUCCCCACAUCUCAUGCUGUACUGUACAUGCGUGGGAGGCUUGCAGAGAUGAAAGGCAAUUUGGAGGAGGCUAAGCAAUUGUAUGAUGAAGCGCUCACAGUGAAUCCAGCUGGAGUGGAAAUUAUGCACAGCCUGGGCCUGGUGCUGAACAGACUUGGGCGGAGGGAGCUGGCCCAGAAAGUCCUCCGAGAUGCCGUCCGGAUCCAAACCACCAGUCAUGUUGCAUGGAACAGCCUUGGAGAGGUCUUGCAAGCACARGGGAAAAACGAAGCAGCCAUCGAAUGCUUCCUCACUGCCCUGGACCUUGAAGCCAGCAGUCCUGUCAUUCCGUUCACCGUCAUACCCAGGGAGCUCUGAAGCUUUUCCCUGCAGCUAAGCACUUUAAUUCCAUGGACAGACCCUAAAACCAAGCAAAUAAACAAAGAAAAAGCCCAACAGAAAAGUGCCAUUGUAACCUGGAUCCAGGCUAAGUAAUUCCAGGAUGGGGCUCAGGUCUACAGGCUUAGUUUAGACGAGCUGAACUGYUGAAGAAUUUGCAAUAGGCAGAAUCAGAGAAUUGCCUUUUUCUUCACAGGUGCCUGGAUAACCUAUUCAAAUUAAUAGCAAGGCUUAUUUCAACAUGUUGGUUCAAGGUGACUAGAAGGAUCAUGCUAGGAUACCGCUGUUCAAAGCACUUGCACCUUUCAGUGUUCAUUAAGGAUAAAGCCCCCAAGCCCUGAAUUAAAGCCCAGAAAUGCUUUAAAUAGGAGUAGAUUCACCAACCAACUUGACCAAGUUGUGCUUAAGCAUGUGGCUGCCUCCCCUCGGAUCUGACAGAACGAGAAUGACAAUUGCACCAAAUAGACAUGCAAUAUAUGCUGUUUACAAAAUUAUUUCAGCUAUUUUGAUAAUCCUUUUUCCUGCCUUGCUUUUAUAUACUGUAUAUGCUCACUAUAUUUAGUGUAGCACUUGCCUAGACCAAUUUAAAUUAAAAAUACCUUUUUUUAAAUACAGCUGCUCUUGCAGUAUAAUUCACAAAAGCAGAAAGACCAAAGACCAAAUCAGUUCACACUUGAACUAGUAUUAAAAACACAUAAAUAUCUGCACUUACAUAUUUAUUGAAAGGCCUUACAUGAAGUAGCUAAUUAUAAACUCUGCGCUUCAUUCUUAUUAAUCACUUAGUGCAUCACUUUUAGUGAGGAAUAGAAUGUUUACCAGUAUAUAGUGACUGAACUCUGUGCUCUACAGCAUUAUCUUUCCUGGCACAAAACAUUUUUAUAUCCAUCUUUUCAUGAUAAAAAGCUGGCAGCGGUCUUUUAAGGCAAAGUAUGCUGAAGCCAGUAUAUGUAUAUAUGAAUGGCUUCUUYCUUAAAACUAAAUCUUUGGAUUGUCCAUAGAAAUUUCACAUUAGAGGUACGGAGUCAAGCCUCCAGCAGGAUGGUUUUGCAUCUCAUAUCAGGUGUAACAGUGAGGAGCUUCUAACCAGCCCAGCCUCCCCACGGCUGGCACAGGUGGCGAGGGGACGCAGCUGGCACAGCCCCUGCUGAGCUGCUCCGUAGCUCUGUGUGACAGCAACCUGGGGCUGGACCUACCAGAGCCAGCCUAUCCACACCAGUCCCAAGAUAAAGAUGAUGCAGAAAUUUGCUGCACUUUUCUACGAGAAAAAAAAAAAAAAAAGGUUGGGGCUUUGUGCCCAUUUUCAUCUGAAGAAGAUUUGUGACUUUCUCAUAAGUAAGUUUGCACUAAAACACACUUUGUACUAUAAUUCUGCUUGGUAUUGUGAUCCACAACUAGUUCACUCUGGAAAUAAUGAUAUCCUCAGGCAAUAAAUAAGAUGGGGUUAUUUCUUACAGAGCCUGAGGCUCUGGCAGCAGACUUGAAGUCAGUGUUGUUUACAAUUAUUUGGAAAUCUGCAGGCUAAUGGAGAGCUGGGCCCUUGYGCUGCUCCCAGCCACACUAUUGCAGAGCUCCUUUCCCAGCCUUCCCUCAAGAUGCCCACACCGAGGGAAGCACACUGCUCUCRGGUUCGUCGUGGCAGCCUGGUGCACUCCCAGGCCAAUAUUUUUAUUUUUUCCUAUUAAAUAAUGCAGAUGCAAUAGCCCAGCUUAUUUCUCUGUUCAUUGAAGGAUUCCAGAUCUGAUGUAGGUUGGUUUCACUGCAGGUGAAAGCAGCCCAGCCACGGAACGUGCUCAGCCCAUGAGUUCUCUGGCUUCCCAGUGCCACACGGGCACCCAAACAGACUUUUUGAGGCCGGAGGCAGGUUUCCAAGGAGACACUGUUACCCGGCCACAUUUCUUGUUUGCAAGAGCACCAGCAGCAGAGGAAGGAGUAGGUAUUAAAGUAGCAGAAUUAAAGGAGUUUUGUGAAGACAAAAAGACACAGCAGAGACCCGUUUUGCUGUGAAGGAUGAUGUGAAGUCGGCUCGCUCUGCAUGCAGGGGAGAAGGAGGGAAGAGAAGGGGGAGAGAUGCUGUUGUUGACAUUAUAUGUAAAUUGUUACCCAGGUGUUUUAAACCCAGUUCCAGUCAGAUGCAAUCUGACAAUAGACUUAAGCAGAGAUAUAUAUAGAUAGAUAUUAUAUUCUGGUGUUUGUUCUGCUCUGCAGUUCCCAGGGUGGGAGCGAACCUUGUGUGUAAGACACAAAAAAAAAGCGCUUGUGGUCGGCCAUCGCUACUCUGUUGUGCAAUGUAUAUUUGUGAAGCACUGCCAUAGCAACUUCUGUGUACUGGGCAGCUAUUUGAGUACAAGCUACGCAUCCACCUCUGCGACCAAGGCAUUGCUUGAAGAGUUCUGUAACGUAGCUGCUCUGUGACCUGGCAGGGGGGUGCCUGUUUCCCAGCAGCAGCUGAAAAGCAAACACUCACAGACCCAUUUGCUUCUGCACACAUAAGCAUCCACCAGCCCAUCACAUUUAUUGCUAUCAGGCAAAUCGUCCCAGCGAUAAUCAGACUUGCCACAGYGCUCAUCUUCCUGGGAGAAGGGCAAACAUUCGUGAAUACUUUGAGUGCAUCAACAAAUCAGAUAUUGCCAGGGUGGUCCCAUCUCYUGUGCUUUAAUGAGUGUCACUGGCAUUGGAAUUGCAAUCCUGAGGGCCUCUGUUCCAGGUGUGACAGGGAAGAAGAACGUGAGUAAAUGCCAUCAGCAUCCAGGAAUCACAGGAGUAUGGUACCCUCUGCCUGCACACACCAUAGUCCCUGUAGCAAUGGCAGACAAAGUAUUUUGCAUGCAUACUGGACUCAAUCCCGAGACUUCCUGCACGCUUCCCAGAGGAUACAGAGCACCUCUUGGCUAGAGGGGUAUUGCAUUGGCUUGAAAUGUUCUGUGCAAUGCAGGAAAGAGAGGGGUUGUUGCAGACUUACAAGUACUUCAGGAGUAAAUCCUCCAGCUAUAUUUGUUAAUCAUGCUCACCAAAACAGCAACCUUCCCAAACUUGUGUGCUACAUCUCUCAUUUAGCAUGGAUUUUGUUCACACUUCCACAUACAGACAAACAGACAACUGCUUCAGUCAAGCCUAUAUAUUGUAGUAUUUAUUUAGACAACAAUGUUGAUAAAUCUGAGACUUAGUUCCCUGAGCUUGGUAAUAUGCGUGGCAGGGAGCCUGGCAUGCUUAAUGCUCUGUGUUCGAGAUUUAAGAACACAAGAUUUACAUCACAUCUCUCAUAUGAUUAUUACAGGUCAUAAGUAAUGAAASUUUGGGGGCCCCAAAAACUUUGGGGAACCAAUUCUGCAAGUUUUAGUACUGACRAGUCUAUUAGUUUUCUCAUUCAUUAGUUUUGAAAGAGGAAGAUAAAAAGCCUGUAUCAUUGCCUAAAGUAUCACAUGGAACAAGAGGCUCCACCACAAGGUUCUUUUUCAUUUUUUUGGCAGAGUGCAUGCAAAAAGAAAAAAUAAUUACCUUCUAUUUUCCUGUUGUGCAGUAAAGGAGUAGUAUGUGCYGUUGCCUUUGACCAACAAGAAGGUUUGCAUAUUGUAACAAAAAUUACUCUGCCUCCAGGAUAACAGAAGGAGAAGCCCAAGAGGCCAGGGAACAGCUCCCCUCCCUGCCUUACCCGGUGUGAAGUGUCAUUAGCUCCACUGGAGCAGUUGGUUCGGAGCAUUUCCCCCAGCUGAGGAUCUGCCCACCCGUGUGCUYGUUCCAUACGGGGAGUACAGCGGAGCUGCAGCCUCCUGCGCCACGCAAGGACCCGGUCCGUUUCUAUUGGUAACAGUUCAUGCUACUGAUUAUCACAAUGCUUCAGAAGUGCUAAUUAUCUUUUCUUGGUAAUGACUAAUAAAUCCAAAUGGAGAACAGUCCUGGAGGGUGUUUACUUUAAAAUUCACUGGCUGGGUACCAAAGUAGGCACAGCGCUGGCUGCUGCAGUUUGAAUUACAGUUAUUUUAUUUAAAAAAUGUUCCAUUUUCAGAGUCUUGGUGAAGAAUGAGUUUGGCUAGUUUGUGUUUCRUUUUAAUGACAGCAGAGUGGGAAACAAUCCUUUUUAGUGAAAAGACAAUCACUGCCAUGAUCUUUUUUUCAGCCAAACUGACAAGAGAUUUGAUAGUUGCAGUUCAGCCUACUAGAGGAAGGCUUCCCAAAGCAACCGCACUGCAGCAAUAAUUCCCUCUGACUCAGUUGUAUUACAGGCAUAUUUGACAAUUAUGCAAUGGGCAURUGGAGCUGAGACACCUCUCCCUCCUUAUUUGGCUACAGGGAGCUGCCUUGUGCCCAGMGGGACAGCUAUGGUACCCAUCUGGGUGCCCAGCAGCGCUGCCCUGGUGCUUGCCACCAGCUCAGUGGGUCUUGUUCUCCAGCACCCUGGCGCUUGUGCUGGUGUAAUGACCCUCAGACUGCCUCCAAGGGACUGUUUCCCUACUGCUAAGUUGUUCAGUGCUGCAGGAUGYCAGUGCAUGAUCAGAGAGAAUGUUGUUUUCCCAGGAAUGAGAAGCUGAAUCGUCCAUUAGUCAGUGGUGUUGUCAGGAGGGGAGGUAACCACUGAUCCAGCAGUUGCUGAGAUGGUUCCUCCAAGUAUGCUUUUAAUGAGCUGGCUUGUGCCUUCAGCUCCAGCAAACCAAGGCAAGUUCCCAAGUGACUGGAUACUAAAAGAUCCAGCUCGUUUUCCCACAGAAACAGAUGCCAGCCAGUGGCUAAAACUAAUGAUGGGGAUGCAACGCUACUGCAGCCCAUCAUGAUACAAGUAAAGAACCUCCCUGAGCCAGUGCACAGAGAGGUGCUCAGCUUUUGCACAUCCAGGCAUGUCCUACAUGCCACUCUAAUGCUGUUAUCACGGGUGUCAGAAUCAUGUAACUUUUCUUGUCAUUGUAAGGUAUUUCCACCAAAUUAAUAAAAUUGACCCUGUGGAAAACAAAAAAUGUUCCGUAUAUUUCCUGCUAAUUUCAGGACUUCCGUUAAAUUCAUGCCACGAAUGCUUCAGGCAUUAUGAAAUGUCCAGUUGUUACAUUAACUGGAACUCAGUGUGCCUAGGAGUUACCAGUUGCAAAGGGUAUUUUGGCCUACACCCUGUAGUUCAUGGGAAAAACGAGAGUGAGCCUGCAAGCARUAUGCCUUCAGAGAGGAACAGAGCCAGCAAAACGGAGCAAUGCAACUUCAGAUGUUUGGAUUUACGGAGAUUUAAGCAAGCAUCAUGCUUUUCUUGUGCUUCAUCCAGUAAAAAUAAACAAAGGUAGUGUGAGAAACUCUAACAUCGAGGUAAUACGYGAAUACUGUGCUGUCAACUUUAGGGACUCACCUUAUUUUGGCCACAAUGCCAUUAAUCAUCUUUUUGCUACAAACAGUUACCCCUGUGGUUAUUUGGAAUAAAAUGUCUCCAUUCAAGAGCUUCCAGAGCAUUCUUUGCACUUAGACAUUAAUCUUUUGGGCAGCUUUCAAGAGGKUCUGUUUUAAAWGUCUGUCCCUUAGUUGCAUACUCAAAUGAGAUUAAGGAUGAGGGUUUUGAAGAACAUUUCUUCAUAACUGUGGCUACUU